Molecule: messenger RNA, 375 nt
Organism: Cooperia oncophora
Lineage: Eukaryota; Metazoa; Nematoda; Chromadorea; Rhabditida; Trichostrongylidae
Source: the annotation of a GenBank genome assembly
AUGAUAGGUAUCCUUUUAUUACCGUUGUGCGUGGCACGGUCACCAAACGGAACUCGGCGUUGUGUGGACGGAAAAAGCUAUAUCUUCCAUGAUGUCACUGACAGACCUAUUGGUACAAACGAAUGCUGCACAGGAUUCUCAAAGGAUGAAGUUGGAAACUGCGUUGCAGCAGUUCCUCGUUUUGCCGCCGCUAUUAGUCUUGUAUUCAUUGCAUGGAUACUGAUCGCUGUUUUCUCAAUGGUAAUCGCUUACGUAACGAUGAUGGAAAGAAAUAGAAAAGGAACUCGGAAUUCGAUGACGAAUAGUGGAUACUCAUCAAGCGAACAACUCCUCAACAAACCUCUACCAUCUACAUCACAAUUGGUAGCAAUGUAG